UUUUGUAUAAUAAUAGAUACAUAAAACUAAGAAAUAAGAGUAAUUAUGGGUCUCAAACGUAAGCUUGAGGGAGAAGUAGAGAUAAGAGAGAGUGCUGCAGAUGUUCUCCAUGACUUGUACAAGAAUAGGCCUCACCAUAUUGCACAUUCCGGCGGGUCUAAUUUCAUACAAAAUUGUGACUUGCACAACGGUGUUGUUGCUAAGCCCGGCGCUAUAUUUUCUUGGACUUACACUCUAGAUGGGAAGCAAAGAACUGGCAAAACUGAAAUCGAAGAAAUCGAUGAAGAGAAGAAGAUGGUAAGGCAAAAGGUGGUAGAAGGAGAUCUCCUAGACGAGUACAAGAGCUUGGUAUUUAUAUGUCAUGCUAUACCCAAAGGCAAAGGAAGUAGCACAGUCAAGUGGACACUCGAGUACGAGAAGGUGCAUCCUGGUAUCCCUGAACCAUCUUCAAUGUUAGAUGCUCUCCUUGAAGCUGCCAAAGGCAUUGAAGAUCAUCACCAUGGUAGCAAGUAAACAAUCAUCGCGUUGCUCUAAAAUUGUUGCACUUGAUUGACUAUAAUAUAUAUGCAACGGUUCUUUCGGGAUGAUGCAUAUAUUAUACUUUCGAGUUGCAAUAAUUUCAAAGAAUAAUAAUGUUAUGUUAUGAAUCUUGUUUUCUUUAUUUGUUUAUUAUGGUGUUGCCAGCUUUACAUAAGCUAGACCUAAAUAAGGCAUGUAUUUGUUCUAUGAUCAAGUAUUCAAUUCCUGUACUUUUUAUAUUAUGAUAUGACUGCUAAAUAAUUAUGUGUGCUACACAUAAGGAUGUUGUACAAGGAUGUAUGUACUUUAUUAUUAAAGAUUGGUAUAUGUCGAUAUUUACUUUGAUAA
This is a messenger RNA of Chenopodium quinoa (quinoa), 867 nucleotides long. Its product is annotated as MLP-like protein 34. The record is from RefSeq and is a predicted model, not a curated record. The transcript has 3 exons. Lineage: Eukaryota; Viridiplantae; Streptophyta; Magnoliopsida; Caryophyllales; Amaranthaceae. Gene Ontology annotation, biological process: defense response. Bases 46 to 513 code for a protein of 155 amino acids.